Molecule: messenger RNA, 489 nt
Organism: Dentiscutata heterogama
Lineage: Eukaryota; Fungi; Glomeromycota; Glomeromycetes; Diversisporales; Gigasporaceae
Source: the annotation of a GenBank genome assembly
AUGGCAAUAAUUUCACAUAUCUUUCGGGUACUAUCCAUGCCAAAGAACUUAUUGAAGUGAAUUCUUCAUAUCCAAAUUAUUUAAUAUGUGCUGAUUUUAUGGCACCUACGAUUUUAGGAACUUGGCCAGCAUUCUGGCUAACUGCUACCUCCUGGCCUCCCGAAGUUGACAUUCUUGAAUUCAAAGGCAACACUUUAAAUAAUUUUAAUAUUUUCAUCAAUGAACCUCAUCCUGCCUACAGUGAUCAAAUUAAUAUUACUUCUCCUGCCAACUGGAACACCUUUUGUUUUUAUAUGAAUAUGAUAAAUAAUAGUAGUAAUGUUAACGCAUCAUUGUCUCUUAAUAACAUGCAAAAUAUAACGCACACAGCAGAAAAUUAUGUCGGGAAACAAUUCUGGUUAGUCAUUGACUUGCAGAUGGAAGGAUCUUCAGGGAAAGAUGGUCCACUUACUGACACAUUUUAUUACAUUCGUAAUGUCAAUAUUAUAA